Fusarium proliferatum ET1 is the source of this 333-nucleotide messenger RNA. Its product is annotated as putative ribosomal protein P2. NCBI's taxonomy places the organism in Eukaryota, Fungi, Ascomycota, Sordariomycetes, Hypocreales, Nectriaceae. Gene Ontology annotation, molecular function: structural constituent of ribosome. Gene Ontology annotation, cellular component: ribosome; cytosolic large ribosomal subunit. Gene Ontology annotation, biological process: cytoplasmic translational elongation; translation. The transcript is spliced from 2 exons. The coding region runs from base 1 to 333 and encodes 110 amino acids. The record is from RefSeq and is a predicted model, not a curated record.
AUGAAGCACCUCGCAGCUUACCUUCUUCUCGGCCUCGGAGGCAACACCUCCCCCUCUGCCGCCGAUGUCAAGGCUGUUCUCGAGUCCGUUGGCAUUGAGGCCGACGACGAGCGCCUCAACACCCUGAUCUCCGAGCUCGAGGGCAAGGACAUCCAGGAGCUCAUUGCUGAGGGCUCUGAGAAGCUCGCUUCCGUUCCCUCCGGCGGUGCUGGUGGUGCCGCCGCUGGUGGUGCUGCUGCCGCUGGCGGUGCCGCUGAGGAGGCCAAGGAGGAGGAGAAGGAAGAGGAGAAGGAGGAGUCCGACGAGGAUAUGGGCUUCGGUCUCUUCGACUAA